Callorhinchus milii (elephant shark) is the source of this 6881-nucleotide messenger RNA. RefSeq names its product zinc finger FYVE domain-containing protein 16. Gene Ontology annotation, cellular component: early endosome membrane. Lineage: Eukaryota; Metazoa; Chordata; Chondrichthyes; Chimaeriformes; Callorhinchidae. Gene Ontology annotation, molecular function: metal ion binding. Gene Ontology annotation, biological process: endosomal transport. The record is from RefSeq and is a predicted model, not a curated record.
GAUGAAAGGCGCUAUACAAAUGUAAUUUUGUUGUUGUUAUUCAUGUGUUCUCUUCCAUUUUACUUUUCUCAGCGCUCUUUAAACUAUUUCAUGUUCAGUACCUUCAUUCUUAAUGUGCAAAUGGCCAUUGUUGAACAGAUGUACUGGAUUUAUUGUACUUUUAAUUUCAGAGUUCGGCUGUCAUAUGCUCGGUUUGCAGAGACUCAAAUGCCGAAGUCCACUGUGACUUGUGGAAACAAUGUUCAAGCAUUCCUGCAGUCAAGCAUGUGAUUGAUGAGGACGUAUUCUUGGAAGGCGUUUUGUUGGAGGAAGGAGCUUCAAAAGUCUUAGACAAAGCCCAGAAUGGACAAUUAUUUCAAAGCAGCAGUCUGUGACUUGGACAAAUUACUCGAUGAUUUUGAGCAAAAUCCAGAUGAAAAUGAUUUCUGUAAGACAAAUGCAGGAGGGCGUAUAUCUUUGGACUGUUCAUCUCUUCAUUCAACUUCCAAAACCCUUACAGACCUUUCAGAAGCCACUGCACAGCCAACAAUCAGCGUCCACUCCUCUGAUACUCAACGUGGAUCAGAUUCAUUGUCACUAUGUGACCAUUGGGAGACUGCAGCAUUGGCACAGUCAGAAAAGCCUUUGACAGGAUUGGACCUGUUGUCUACUGUUGACGGAAGAGCUUCCAUUGAUCCAAAUGAGUUGAGUCACGGCAGAGGCAAUGGAUCCCUCUGUGACCUAAUCAGUGACACUGAAAGUGUAACCCAUGAAACACACAGCCAUGAGGCUGACAUGGAACCGGAUGUUAAGCCCAUUGAGAACCAAUCCACUGGUUCACUGUUGAUCGACUUUGAUCGGACCUCACCACCAGUUCCUGUUGGUGACCUUGGAUUGGAAUGUUCUGCAGGAGGGAGUUUGGGAAUUACGAGCCUGUUGGAGCUGGAUAUAUCAUUUCCAAAUGGGACAGAGCUUGAUCCGCAGCAAGUACAAAAUGUUAAUGCUAGAACAAGAGACACUGAAUGUGCUAAUGGUUUCCAGCAGGAGAAUGCAUUCAAGGAAACUGGGCCUCAAGAGGGGGAGGGGCCUGAAAACGUAGGGGGACAUUUUGGGGAGCAGUUGACUGAGCCUGACUGUACUAAAGAGUUGUCAACUGUCUCAGAGUUAACCAAAGAGAACAAUUUUGUAGCUACAGGCUCGACUGAAGAUGAUGACAGCACCGACCAAAGCGAGAGCUUGGAGGAUUGCAGUUGGGCCAACGCAGCCACGGGAACAGAGUUGAGCAACACGACCGCUGCUACAGCCAGUGAGCCCGAGGAGAUUGAUCCAAGGUUACAUGUUGAAAAAGAACUUUUAAAAGUAAGAUAUACGUGCAAUGCUGGAUUAACAAAAGACCAUAAAAAAACAGAAGUUUGCGUGAAUAAUUCUACCAAAUCCACUGAAGCCCAUUAUUCACGAAAUUGUUUAGUUCCAGAGCAGGAUUCACAGCUUUACCCACCUCAAAAGGAAGUAAUUGAAAUAGUGGACAAUGGUACAAAUGUGUGCACAGUGAAUGGGAAAGCUGUUCACUUGAGCUCCGAGUCGCAGGAUCGAGAUUUGCCAUUUAUGGAUGAUAUCGAUUGUGAUCUAGUGCACACUGGAGAUAUCUCUCCUGAGGAGAGUAUAGGUUUGGAGAGUGAUGAGAAGCCCGAGGAAAGGGCAGAAGCAUUUUGUGACACAGAGGGAGAACAGCACGAAAGAACUCAAAAUUAUUCAGGUGAUGAUGAUGUUGUAAACAUGCCAAUUAAUCCAUUUGAGGAAAUAUUGACUGACACAGGUGACGUGGAGACCAUGACGACUCCUGCUUUAACUAAUCACGAAGAUUUUCCAAUUGACUUUUCACUUAAUAACAUCCUUAAAGAUGGGCUUGGUGAUAUAACCGAUAUGGUUAGUGAUUCCGAGCUUGAUGCAUUCUUAAUGGAGCAAGAUAUGAAUGAGUCUGCGGUAGAGCCUUCAGUUAAUGGCUUUUUAGAGCUAAACUUAGGCCGAAGUGGUUCACUUGAGCCAGGUGUUUCUUUCAGUCUUCCUAAAACCACUGAUUCGAGUUGUAUAAGUCUGCAUCCCCAGGUAGAGACUGCUCCUAAAUCAGCUGAACAUGAAAAAGGGAGAUUGGCAUUAGAUAUUGGGAAUACUUUAUCUCCAGCAGAAAAUGGUGUGAUAAGCCCUGCUGUAAAUGAUACAGUGUCUGGGGCAUCUACAGCUAAUGUGGCAGCCAGGAAUAUAAACAAUCAGAAAUUGUCCUCAAGUGACUCUGGUCAAGUGGCCGACUAUAGCCCAGUUCACAAGCAAGUUAAUUUUGGAGGCGCUAGACCCAAACAACGUCUGAAUGUCUCACCCAGAAUCACGCCAACUACAGAACUCAGUGAUCCAGGUACCACCAAUGCUGAGGAUGUUUCAAACAACUCAAAGCUGUAUAUUGACACAAAAGGUGCUGUUGCUGAUGUAGUCCAAAGCCCUUCAAUUUUGAGUCCCACUUGCAGCUUCAGCAUUAUUACAGAAGAUGAGACUCAAGUGUUUGGACCUUCUUAUGAUUGCAUAACAAAUGACGAUUGUGAGGGAAAUGCAGCAGAAACAAUGUGUUUACCAGAACAGUUGAUGAGGGAAGCAGCAGCACUGGGCCAGAGCCAACCACAAUGGAUACCUGAUUCCAAAGCUCCAAACUGCACAAAAUGCCAAGCUAGAUUCACUUUCACAAGACGGAGACAUCACUGUAGAGCGUGUGGGAAAGUGUUCUGUACUGGCUGUUGUAAUCAAAAGUGUAAACUCAAGUACUUGGAAAACAAAGAAGCUCGGGUUUGUGUUGUCUGCUUUGAGACCAUACACAAAGCUCAAGCAUUUAAGACAAUGAUGAGCCCAACUGGUCCAAGCCCUAACCCUAAUAUCCCAUCAGAAUAUUGUUCCACAGUUCCACCUCUGCAGCAAGCUCAGGCAUCUGGCACCCUCGCCUCCCCUCCCCUCACUGUCAUGGUACCCACUUCGGUACUAAAACACCCAGGAAAUGAAAGCACAGGCACCAAUCCUAGAGAGCACAAAAGGGUAUGGUUUGCUGAUGGCAUUUUACCAAAUGGCGAGGUGGCAGACACCGAAAAAUUGACAGCAACUUCGGCAGCUAUUAUAGCCAAGAGAACAUCACAAGAUUCAAGCCCUACAAGUCCAAUAGCACAUGAACCAAAAUCGCCUCCCUUUAGUAGCCCAGUCGACGAGGUACCUUCCUAUGAUGUCCAAAGCCAAGUGAGUGAAUUGAGGACUGAUCCAAAGGCAUUUCCACCGAAUCCAGCAGAAGAUUUCAAGCCUGACUUUACUGGCCCUAUAGACCACAGACUAUUGGCUACUGUAGGGAAGUCUGUCACUAAAGUCACCAGCCUUAUUCCAGAUGGUGAACAUGGAUUGCCUCCUGUUGUCAUAACAAUAGGAGAACAAGAAGGUCAUGUAGUGGAGGAGCAUCCAAAUCAGGGCCAGAUUAUGCUGCUACUGGAGGAAGGAGGCCCUAAACCCUUAACAUUUGUGCUGAAUGCCAAUCUUCUGCUUAAUGUGAAACUGGUGAACUAUGCUGCAAGGAAAUGCUGGUACUUUGUAAGCAGUGGAUUGCAUGGUAUGGGUCAGGCAGAAGUUGUUGUUCUGUUGCUUUGUGAGCCUGAUGAAAGCACAAUUCCCAAAGAUAUCUUCAACUUCUUUAUCACAAUGUACCAAGAUGCAUCUAAAGGAAAAUCCAUUGGAAACUUAGGAAACAUUUCUUUCAUGGAAAGUUUUCUUGGCAGUAAAGACCACGGUGGAUUCCUGUUUGUUGAACCCACAUUCCAGUCACUGGAAGAUCUUCCACUGCCGGACAGUCCAUUUUUGUUUGGAAUUCUCAUUCAGAAACUUGAAGUACCCUGGGCAAAGGUGUUUCCUAUUCGACUCAUGCUAAGGCUUGGAGCAGAGAAUAAUGUUUACCCUUGUCCUCUGGUGAGUGUCCGAACCCGGAAAGCACUCUUUACAGAAACAGGCCACACCAUCAUGAACUUGCUGGCAGAUCUUCGAAAUUACCAAUAUACUCUGCCCACUAUUGAGGGUUUAGUGCUUCAUAUGGAGAUGGGGAAAAGCUAUAUUAAGAUUCCAAAGAGAAGAUACAAUGAGGUCAUGAAAGUGGUGAACUCUUCAAAUGAGCAUGUAAUUGCAAUGGGCAUGUGCUUUAGUAUGGCGGCUGACUCACAUCUGGUUUGCAUACAGAAUGAGGAUAGAAGUUAUCAAACACAGGCAAACAGUGUCACUGGAAAAUCCAGAAAAGUUACAGGAGCCAGUUUUGUUGUGUUUAACGGAGCUCUGAAAACCACCUCAGGAUUUAUUGCUAAGUCCAGUAUCGUUGAAGAUGGACUUAUGGUGCAGAUUACUCCAGAGACAAUGGAGGGUUUAAGGCAAUCUCUAAAGGAGAAAAGAGACUUUCAAAUUAUCUGUGGAAGAUUGGAUUCAAGUGAUGUGAAAGAAUACAUGAAUAUUCAAUGGUUGGAUGGUGAAAAUCCUGUAAAUAAAGGUGUUAUGAGCCCUAUUGAUGGUCGGUCAAUGGAAGGAGUUCCUAGCAUCAGAGUCUUGCAAGAAACAGAGUUUGAAGCAGAUGGUAUUGUCGUCAGGUGUACAGAGGUGUUCUUUUUGCAAAGAAAUCAUGACCCGCUCAAUCCUAACAUUCCACCUGCACAGAAUCAGUUGACCAAAGAGAUUGCUACUGCUUGUUGUGCCGCUCUAUGUCCUCAUCUGAAAGUCCUUAAAGAAAUCGGAAUAAACAAACUGAGUCUCAGGGUCUCCUUAGACACUGACAAGGUUGAGUAUCAAGCAGGAACAAGGGGUCAGCUUCUUCCCCAAAACUAUAUGAAUGACCUGGACAGUGCUUUAAUACCAGUUAUUCACAGUGGCAGUUCUCAUGCCAGCAGUGGGCCUCUCGAAAUGGAAUUGUUUUUCUUCCUCCUGGAAACCCUUCUCUGAACAGGACGGGGAGUGCAAAUAUAUCAGGAUCCAUUAGCACAGAUAUCUCCCCCUUCGUUUGCAGAAAUGGAGUGAUAAAAUGUUGGGGUUUUGCAGAGGAAACUGUUUGAGUGCUCUCAUGCCACUCUGAGACUUCUCUGAGAAAAUGCAAUAAUUCCUUUUGUAAAGUAAUCUCAUAUAGUUCUGUAAUACAGUAGCUUCGAGGCCAAGUUUCAGUCUCUGUGAUGAAACCGUUAAGAUUUCUGGUGUUGUGUGGCAGGGGAAACCUACAUAUGGACAUGUACACUGAUGGACAACCCUCUCUUUGGAGUCUCAGAGAAAUGAAAUCCAUUUGGGCAAAGCAAUGUGAGAAGAGACAGGAGGAGAACCAUAUGUUAUGGCGAGAAAUGUAGCAGUAGCAUUGUUGCCUUGUUCACCCCUUCACAACUUUUCUUUCCAGUUCCAGCAUCCCCUCAAGCUCCAUAUAACUUAAGAAUAGUAUACAAAAAUAUGAAACUAGCAUUAAUUUUAAUCUAAAUAUUUAAUACCAAAUACUGCUUGUUUUCACAAAUACGUUUUGGGUUGAAAGUACAUCAAAGGGUAAACAACUUUGAUGAUAAAACUGGUUGCAAUUUUUUUUCUUAUUUGCAAAGACUUUUUAUAGCAUAAAUCCACAUUAAUGGCUUUUUGCACAAGCUAUGGUGGAAAUGAAGAAGGUAAUUGGAUGAAUACAAUUGAAAGCUCAAACCUUUGCCUAGAAUUUCAUGCACACAGUUGCUGUACAGAUUCUCCAAAUUUAGGUUUGUCUAAAUUUAUGGCUAAAAGUGGAAUUUUUAUGGAAUUUUGGUGCAUCAAAAGAAACCAUGAAACUGGGUUUUUUAAACAAACAAAUCACUAUUAUGGCAGGUAGUAAGUUAGAAGUUGGUGGAUCAGAAACCCAAGGCCAUUAAAUUUGUUUUGCUAAGUAGAUUAAUUCAAGGAAAUAGUGGCAAUGAACACUACAACAAAUGUAAUUUAUAUUUAAAAGAUUGUAUAGUGAUAGGAAUGUUUAGAGUUCAGCACCUUUCAGGACACGUAAAUGGGAUUCUACUGUGGCUGGUACCUGGAAAGAGGAAGAAAGCCUGUAUAUUUGAAUAGAGCAAAUAAACAACAGUAUUUUUUUUUAUUUGCAAAGAGUUGGAAAUGAUUUGCAAGUUAGGCAAAUUAUCUCUUCUCCCUCCCUUACAGUGAUGUGACUUAUUCUGAUAAUCAGUGGAUAGGGGAACAAAAAACCUCAUAAGAUCCACCAAUUACUGUAGUAUUUCUGUCAAGAAAUCUCAUUCAGUUGAGCAAUGAACAGCUCCGCAAGCCAUAAUAGGAAAAUUGAGUCUCUCACAAUCUGAUCAGAAAAUUUCAUACAAUUCUUGAUAUUCCCAAGAUUGGGGAUAUGGUUCUGUAAACGAGUGGAUGCCAUUCCUUAGAGAUAUUGACCUUUACAUAUGUUGAAUGCAUUGGAAACGUUAUAAUAGCACAAAAUAGAAAUGUGUUCCAAGGAAUGUACACACUAGUUAGGAAUGCUCAUUGAAAUGUAAUGAAUGGCUAAGAUUUUCAGGAAUGUUUGAAUUAAUUGAAAUAGUAUUUCCAGCCUAUUUGUCUUUCAUACCCAGUUUUUAUUGAUUUUAUAAAGUAAAAGUGGGAAGAUAUUAGUUUCAAAUAGAGUACAAUCAGUUUGAGAAGAGUUGUGGUAAAAUGGAACCAAUUUUAAGGAACUUUUAAGUUUAUGAAAUUGGUAGUUCACAGACCAGUGGCUGCAGUGGCAGUAUCAGAACACUGUCUGUAAUUGUAUUCAGAUAAAGUAAUAUGCAAUCACUUUUCUACUAUAAGCCUUCUUUAUCUAACUAUUCCUUUGAAUCUUUGAAAAGCCAUUAAAAUGUAUAUUAUUUACUCAA